Molecule: messenger RNA, 1658 nt
Organism: Cannabis sativa
Lineage: Eukaryota; Viridiplantae; Streptophyta; Magnoliopsida; Rosales; Cannabaceae
Product: 26S proteasome regulatory subunit S10B homolog B
Exons: 10
Coding region: 111-1310 (399 amino acids)
Biological process (GO): positive regulation of RNA polymerase II transcription preinitiation complex assembly
Cellular component (GO): cytosolic proteasome complex; proteasome regulatory particle, base subcomplex
Molecular function (GO): ATP hydrolysis activity; ATP binding; proteasome-activating activity
Source: RefSeq, a predicted model, not a curated record
AGAUGGGCUUUGCCUUGAGCUCUACUCAGCUUAACCUUUCUUUCACUUAUUCUCUUCUCUAAAAUUUCUUCCUUACUUUUUCUCCAAUCUCCAAUUCCGGCCAAUCUCCGAUGUCAACCGAAUCGGAAGACGUUGUCCGACGUCGCACCGUCACCACAGAGUACCGGAAGAAGCUUCUCCAACAUAAGGAGCUCGAUUCCCGUGUUCGCGCAGUGAGGGAAAAGUUGCGGACUGCCAAGAAGGAGUUUUGUAAAACUGAAGAUGACCUUAAGUCGCUUCAGAGCGUUGGGCAGAUCAUUGGUGAAGUUCUUAGGCCUCUUGAUAAUGAACGCUUGAUUGUGAAGGCAAGUAGUGGUCCUAGGUAUGUUGUUGGCUGCCGGAAUAAAGUGGACAAGGAGAAACUAACUGCAGGAACUCGAGUUGUUCUCGAUAUGACUACAUUGACUAUCAUGAGGGCUCUUCCACGUGAAGUUGAUCCAGUUGUAUACAAUAUGCUUCAUGAAGAUCCUGGUAAUGUUAGCUAUUCUGCUGUGGGAGGACUUGGAGAUCAGAUUAGAGAGCUUAGGGAAUCUAUAGAGCUUCCUCUUAUGAAUCCUGAGCUCUUUCUUAGAGUUGGAAUCAAACCUCCAAAGGGUGUUCUUCUAUAUGGACCUCCUGGAACGGGGAAAACUUUGCUGGCCAGAGCUAUUGCUAGCAAUAUAGAUGCUAACUUUUUAAAGGUUGUAUCCAGUGCCAUCAUUGAUAAGUAUAUUGGUGAAAGUGCAAGAUUGAUUAGAGAAAUGUUUGGCUAUGCUCGGGAUCACCAGCCUUGUAUCAUUUUUAUGGAUGAGAUCGAUGCUAUUGGUGGGCGCCGAUUCAGUGAAGGGACUAGUGCAGAUCGUGAAAUUCAAAGAACACUCAUGGAGUUGCUUAAUCAACUAGAUGGAUUUGACCAGCUUGGGAAGGUUAAAAUGAUCAUGGCAACAAACAGACCUGAUGUUCUGGACCCUGCACUUCUCCGUCCGGGGAGACUUGACCGGAAAAUAGAGAUUCCGUUACCUAAUGAACAGUCAAGAAUGGAAAUUUUGAAAAUUCAUGCUUCUGGUAUUGCCAAACAUGGAGAAAUUGACUAUGAAGCAGUUGUGAAGCUUGCUGAGGGAUUCAAUGGGGCUGAUCUCCGAAAUGUUUGCACUGAAGCUGGGAUGUCUGCAAUUCGUGCUGAAAGGGACUAUGUCAUCCAUGAGGAUUUCAUGAAGGCUGUGCGAAAAUUGAACGAAGCAAAGAAACUUGAAUCCAGCUCCCACUACAAUGCUGAUUUCGGAAAGGAAUGAAGCUGAAAUUUAAUCCACUAAAAAAUUGAACAAAAAAGUCGGAACUUAAAAUAAUCUGGCAGUUGGAUUUUUCCGUUCUUCAUAACGAGAAGAUGCAGAUGGUGGCAAUGCAAUACAUUUUCUUCCACAAUGUGCCACCAAACUCUGGUUUGGUAUAUGGAUAAAACAGUUGAUUGACAAUGUUCUUCUUCAAAUUAUCAUUUUGUAGUUCAGCUAUAUAAUUGUCAAGCUCCCAGUUGUGUGUUUCCUUAUUUAUCAUUAAAACCCAUUAUUUUUCAGUCUUCUAGUGUUAGGUUUUAACAUUAUCCACCACUGAGACUUGUUACAUUAUCAAUUUUAAUUUUUUUU